AACUGCCUAUUUGUCACAGUCAUAUCCACUGCUUAAAGCUUUUUGGGGCUUGUGAAAUGUUUAACAAACUGACAUUUGAGACGAAAAUGUAAACACGUCUGGAAAGAGUGCUGAACAAAUCCUGAUUGAGCUCACCGGACCAUAUAGCCAACAAACCAAAUAUGGGGAUCAAUCAUUACUUUUGGCUUCUCUCUAUAAUAACUUACUGUUCGGGUACAGGAACAGGUUUCAAUGAUAACCCAGCUGUCAAUCCAAGAUUUUAUAACCUGAACUGGAUGAAGUCUAUACCUGAUGAGACUUCAGUAUCUGCUAUCGCCAUUCCUGGAACACAUGGAAGCUUAUCAUUAUAUGGAGGACACCUUAUUAAAUGUCAAGUUUGGACCUUAGAAGAGCAACUUAAAAUGGGAAUACGGUAUUUAGAUUUGCAUGCUGGGAUUUGGUUGCCUAAUCAAAAGCAUGUUUAUAUCCAGAAUAGUCACUGGAUGCCUUGGAAACGAAUUACAUUUGAUACAGUCCUGAAGAUCAUUUUCAAUUUCUUAGAAGUUCAUAGCAGUGAGACCGUGCUAGUAAAAGUGACACUACAUGGUGUUAACCAGUUGAAAGUCGUAGUACUGAUCGAUAAAUUAAUUGAAAAGUUCAAAAAUCAAAUAUGGACCAAGUUCUCAGUACCAAACAUGAAACAGGCAAGAGGCAAGAUUGUUCUUCUCCGAAGUGACACGUUCCAUUCUGGAACCGAAAACCAUAAAUCAUUUUUCUUUGAAUAUAAUGAGCUAAAAAGAGUUGAAGACAAAAUAAAGCAAAUUAAGUCAAGCCUAUGCCACCAUCAAAUUGUGCUAACUGACAGUGCAGCAUCAACUUGGGAAAGCCCUAAAACUUUGGCUAAAAAAGUUAACAAAAAGCUUAAUAAAUUUGUGGUGCACCAUUAUAGAACCUCCUUAAAUGCAGGAUGCUUGGGUAUCUUAAGUGUUAACUUCCCCAGUGCUGAUCUUAUUAAAAACAUCAUUCAAAUCCAACCAUGCAAAUGUAGUAAAGGUGCAGAGAAAGGACAAAGACCUGAUGGAGAUAAGCCUCAAAUAACUGAACCACAAACCAACCAGGACAUACAGAAAACACCUGAAUCUGACACUACAACUUCAACAGCACCACUAACAUCUGGGCAGGAUUCAGAGACAACACCUGAACCAGCGCCUGAACCAGAUUCAACACCAUCUGGGCAGGAUUCAGAGACAACACCAGAACCAGAGCCUGUACCAGCACCUGCACCUGAAUCACCACCAUCUGGGCAGGAUUCAGAGACAAUACCUGAACCAGCACCUGAACCAGCGCCUGAACCAACACCUGAACCAGCGCCUGCACCAGAAUCAACACCAUCUGGGCAGGAUUCAGAGACAACACCUGAACCAGCCCCUGAACCAGCCCCUGAACCAGCGCCUGAACCAGCUCCUGCAACAGAUUCACCACCAUCUGGGCAGGAUUCAGAGACAAUACCUGAACCAGCACCUGAACCAGCGCCUGAACCAGAAUCACCACCAUCUGGGCAGGAUUCAGAGACAAUACCUGAACCAGCACCUGAACCAGCGCCUGAACCAGAAUCACCACCAUCUGGGCAGGAUUCAGAGAGAAUACCAGAACCGGUACCUGAACCAGCGCCUGAACCAGCGUCUGAACCAGAAUCACCACCAUCUGGGCAGGAUUCAGAGACAAUACCUGAACCAGCACCUGAACCAGCGCCUGAACCAAUGCCUGAGCCAGUGCCUGAGCCAGUGCCUGAACCAGCACCUGAACCAGAGCCUGAACCAGCGCCUGAACCAGAAUCACCACCAUCUGGGCAGGAUUCAGAGACAAUUCCUGAACCAGCACCUGAACCAAUGCCUGAGCCAGCGCCUGAACCAGCACCUGAACCAGCACCUGAACCAGAAUCACCACCAUCUGGGCAGGAUUUAGAGACAAUACCUGAACCAGCACCUGAACCAGCACCUGAACCAGAAUCACCACCAUCUGGGCAGGAUUCAGAGACAAUACCUGAACCAGCACCUGAACCAGCGCCUGAACCAGCACCUGAACCAGAAUCACCACCAUCUGGGCAGGAUUUAGAGACAAUACCUGAACCAGCGCCUGAACCAGCACCUGAACCAGCGUCUGAACCAGAAUCACCACCAUCUGGGCAGGAUUCAGAGACAAUACCUGAACCAGCACCUGAACCAGCGCCUGAACCAGCGUCUGAACCAGAAUCACCACCAUCUGGGCAGGAUUCAGAGACAAUACCUGAACCAGCGCCUGAACCAGCACCUGAACCAGCACCUGAACCAGUGUCUGAACCAGAAUCACCACCAUCUGGGCAGGAUUCAGAGACAAUACCUGAACCAGCACCUGAACCAGCACCUGAACCAGCGCCUGAACCAAUGCCUGAGCCAGUGCCUGAUCCAGCACCUGAACCAGCGCCUGAACCAGAAUCACCACCAUCUGGGCAGGAUUCAGAGACAAUACCUGAACCAGCACCUGAACCAGUGCCUGAACCAGCGCCUGAACCAGCGUCUGAACCAGAAUCACCACCAUCUGGGCAGGAUUCAGAGACAAUACCUGAACCAGCACCUGAACCAGCGCCUGAACCAAUGCCUGAGCCAGUACCUGAUCCAGCACCUGAACCAGCGCCUGAACCAGAAUCACCACCAUCUGGGCAGGAUUCAGAGACAAUACCUGAACCAGCACCUGAACCAGUGCCUGAGCCAGUGCCUGAACCAGCGCCUGAACCAGCGUCUGAACCAGAAUCACCACCAUCUGGGCAGGAUUCAGAGACCACACCUGAACCAGCACUUGAACCAAUGCCAGAGCCAGUGCCUGAACCAGCACCUGAACCAGAGCAUGAACCAGCACCUGAACCAGAAUCACCACCAUCUGGGCAGGAUUCAGAGACAGUACCUGAACCAGCACCUGAACCAGCACCUGAACCAGCGCCUGAACCAAUGCCUGAGCCAGUGCCUGAACCAGCACCUGAACCAGAGCAUGAACCAGCACCUGAACCAGAAUCACCACCAUCUGGGCAGGAUUCAGAGACAAUUCCUGAACCAGCACCUGAACCAGCACCUGAACCAGCGCCUGAACCAAUGCCUGAGCCAGUGCCUGAACCAGCACCUGAACCAGCGUCUGAACCAGAAUCACCACCAUCUGGGCAGGAUUCAGAGACAAUACCCGAACCAGCACCUGAACCAGUGCCUGAACCAAUGCCUGAGCCAGUGCCUGAACCAGCACCUGAACCAGCGCCUGAACCAGCGUCUGAACCAGAAUCACCACCAUCUGGGCAGGAUUCAGAGACAAUACCUGAACCAGCACCUGAACCAGCACCUGAACCAAUGCCUGAGCCAGUGCCUGAACCAGCGCCUGAACCAGCGCCUGAACCAGCGCCUGAACCAGAAUCACCACCAUCUGGGCAGGAUUCAGAGACAAUACCUGAACCAGCACCUGAACCAGCACCUGAACCAGCGCCUGAGCCAGUGCCUGAACCAGUGACUGAACCAGCGCCUGAACCAGCACCUGAACCAGCACCUGAACCAGCGCCUGAACCAAUGCCUGAGCCAGUGCCUGAACCAGUGACUGAACCAGCGCCUGAACCAGCACCUGAACCAGCACCUGAACCAGCACCAGAACCAGCGUCUGAACCAGAAUCACCACCAUCUGGGCAGGAUUCAGAGACAAUACCUGAACCAGCGCCUGAACCAGCGCCUGAACCAAUGCCUGAGCCAGUGCCUGAACCAGCACCUGAACCAGCGUCUGAACCAGAAUCACCACCAUCUGGGCAGGAUUCAGAGACAACACCUGAACCAGCACCUGAACCAGCACCUGAACCAGCGCCUGAGCCAGCGCCUGAACCAGUGCCUGAACCAAUGCCUGAGCCAGUGCCUGAACCAGCGUCUGAACCAGAAUCACCACCAUCUGGGCAGGAUUCAGAGACAAUACCUGAACCAGCACCUGAACCAGCACCUGAACCAAUGCCUGAGCCAGUGCCUGAACCAGCAUCUGAACCAAAGCCUGAACCAGCACCUGAACCAGAAUCACCACCAUCUGGGCAGGAUUCAGAGACAACACCUGAACCAGCACCUGAACCAGCACCUGAACCAGCACCUGAACCAGCGUCUGAACCAGAAUCACCACCAUCUGGGCAGGAUUCAGAGACAAUACCUGAACCAGCGCCUGAACCAGCGCCUGAACCAGCACCUGAACCAGCGCCUGAACCAGCGUCUGAACCAGAAUCACCACCAUCUGGGCAGGAUUCAGAGACAAUACCUGAACCAGCACCUGAACCAGCGCCUGAACCAGCACCUGAACCAGCACCUGAACCAGAGCAUGAACCAGCACCUGAACCAGAAUCACCACCAUCUGGGCAGGAUCCAGAGACAAUACCUGAACCAGCGCCUGAACCAAUGCCUGAGCCAGUGCCUGAACCAGCACCUGAACCAGCACCUGAACCAGCGCCUGAACCAAUGCCUGAGCCAGCGCCUGAACCAGCGCCUGAACCAGCGCCUGAACCAGAAUCACCACCAUCUGGGCAGGAUUCAGAGACAAUACCUGAACCAGCACCUGAACCAGCGUCUGAACCAGCGCCUGAACCAGCGCCUGAACCAGAAUCACCACCAUCUGGGCAGGAUUCAGAGACAAUACCUGAACCAGCGCCUGAACCAGCACCUGAACCAGCACCUGAACCAGCGCCUGAACCAAUGCCUGAGCCAGUGCCUGAACCAGUGACUGAACCAGCACCUGAACCAGAGCCUGAACCAGCGCCUGAACCAGAAUCACCACCAUCUGGGCAGGAUUCAGUGACAAUACCUGAACCAGCACCUGAACCAGCGCCUGAACCAGCGCCUGAACCAAUGCCUGAGCCAGUACCUGAACCAGCACCUGAACCAGCGCCUGAACCAAUGCCUGAGCCAGUGCCUGAACCAGUGACUGAACCAGCGCCUGAACCAGAAUCACCACCAUCUGGGCAGGAUUCAGAGACAAUACCUGAACCAGCACCUGAACCAGCACCUGAACCAGCACCUGAACCAGCGCCUGAGCCAAUGCCUGAGCCAGCGCCUGAACCAGCGUCUGAACCAGAAUCACCACCAUCUGGGCAGGGUUCAGAGACAAUACCUGAACCAGCACCUGAGCCAGCACCUGAACCAGCGCCUGAACCAAUGCCUGAACCAAUGCCUGAACCAGCGCCUGAACCAAUGCCUGAGCCAGUGCCUGAGCCAGUGCCUGAGCCAGCACCUGAACCAGCACCUGAACCAGCGCCUGAACCAAUGCCUGAGCCAGUGCCUGAGCCAGUGCCUGAACCAGCACCUGAACCAGAGCCUGAACCAGCGCCUGCACCAGAAUCACCACCAUCUGGGCAGGGUUCAGAGACAAUACCUGAACCAGCGCCUGAACCAAUGCCUGAGCCAGUGCCUGAACCAGCUCCUGAACCAGCACCUGAACCAGUGCCUGAACCAAUGCCUGAACCGAUGCCUGAACCAGCGCCUGAACCAAUGCCUGAGCCAGUGCCUGAGCCAGUGCCUGAACCAGCACCUGAACCAGAGCCUGAACCAGCGCCUGCACCAGAAUCACCACCAUCUGGGCAGGGUUCAGAGACAACACCUGAACCAGCGCCUGAACCAGCGCCUGAACCAAUGCCUGAACCAGCGCCUGAACCAAUGCCUGAGCCAGUGCCUGAGCCAGUGCCUGAACCAGCACCUGAACCAGCACCUGAACCAGCGCCUGAACCAAUGCCUGAGCCAGUGCCUGAGCCAGUGCCUGAACCAGAGCCUGAACCAGCACCUGAACCAGCGCCUGAACCAAUGCCUGAACCAGCGCCUGCACCAGAAUCACCACCAUCUGGGCAGGGUUCAGAGACAACACCUGAACCAGCGCCUGAACCAGCGCCUGAACCAAUGCCUGAACCAGUGCCUGAACCAAUGCCUGAACCAGCGCCUGAACCAAUGCCUGAACCAAUGCCUGAACCGAUGCCUGAACCAGCGCCUGAACCAAUGCCUGAGCCAGUGCCUGAGCCAGUGCCUGAACCAGCACCUGAACCAGAGCCUGAACCAGCGCCUGCACCAGAAUCACCACCAUCUGGGCAGGGUUCAGAGACAACACCUGAACCAGCGCCUGAACCAGCGCCUGAACCAAUGCCUGAACCAAUGCCUGAACCAGCGCCUGAACCAAUGCCUGAGCCAGUGCCUGAGCCAGUGCCUGAACCAGCACCUGAACCAGCACCUGAACCAGCGCCUGAACCAAUGCCUGAGCCAGUGCCUGAGCCAGUGCCUGAACCAGAGCCUGAACCAGCACCUGAACCAGCGCCUGAACCAAUGCCUGAACCAAUGCCUGAACCAGCGCCUGCACCAGAAUCACCACCAUCUGGGCAGGGUUCAGAGACAACACCUGAACCAGCGCCUGAACCAGCGCCUGAACCAAUGCCUGAACCAAUGCCUGAACCAGCGCCUGAACCAAUGCCUGAGCCAGUGCCUGAACCAGAGCCUGAACCAGCACCUGCACCAGAAUCACCACCAUCUGGGCAGGGUUCAGAGACAAUACCUGAACCAGCGCCUGAACCAAUGCCUGAGCCAGUGCCUGAACCAGCACCUGAACCAGUGCCUGAACCAAUGCCUGAACCGAUGCCUGAACCAGCGCCUGAACCAAUGCCUGAGCCAGUGCCUGAGCCAGUGCCUGAACCAGCACCUGAACCAGAGCCUGAACCAGCGCCUGCACCAGAAUCACCACCAUCUGGGCAGGGUUCAGAGACAACACCUGAACCAGCGCCUGAACCAGCGCCUGAACCAAUGCCUGAACCAGCGCCUGAACCAAUGCCUGAGCCAGUGCCUGAGCCAGUGCCUGAGCCAGCACCUGAACCAGCACCUGAACCAGCGCCUGAACCAAUGCCUGAACCAGCGCCUGCACCAGAAUCACCACCAUCUGGGCAGGGUUCAGAGACAAUACCUGAACCAGCACCUGAACCAGCGCCUGAACCAAUGCCUGAGCCAGCGCCUGAACCAGCGUCUGAACCAGAAUCACCACCAUCUGGGCAGGGUUCAGAGACAAUACCUGAACCAGCACCUGAGCCAGCACCUGAACCAGCGCCUGAACCAAUGCCUGAACCAAUGCCUGAACCAGCGCCUGAACCAAUGCCUGAGCCAGUGCCUGAGCCAGUGCCUGAGCCAGUGCCUGAACCAGCGCCUGAACCAAUGCCUGAACCAAUGCCUGAACCGAUGCCUGAACCAGCGCCUGAACCAAUGCCUGAGCCAGUGCCUGAGCCAGUGCCUGAACCAGCACCUGAACCAGAGCCUGAACCAGCGCCUGCACCAGAAUCACCACCAUCUGGGCAGGGUUCAGAGACAACACCUGAACCAGCGCCUGAACCAGCGCCUGAACCAAUGCCUGAACCAAUGCCUGAACCAGCGCCUGAACCAAUGCCUGAGCCAGUGCCUGAGCCAGUGCCUGAACCAGCACCUGAACCAGCACCUGAACCAGCGCCUGAACCAAUGCCUGAGCCAGUGCCUGAACCAGAGCCUGAACCAGCACCUGAACCAGCGCCUGAACCAAUGCCUGAACCAAUGCCUGAACCAGCGCCUGAACCAGAAUCACCACCAUCUGGGCAGGGUUCAGAGACAACACCUGAACCAGCGCCUGAACCAGCGCCUGAACCAAUGCCUGAACCAAUGCCUGAACCAGCGCCUGAACCAAUGCCUGAACCAAUGCCUGAGCCAGUGCCUGAGCCAGUGCCUGAGCCAGUGCCUGAACCAGCACCUGAACCAGCACCUGAACCAAUGCCUGAGCCAGUGCCUGAGCCAGUGCCUGAACCAGCACCUGAACCAGAGCCUGAACCAGCGCCUGCACCUGAAUCACCAACAUCUGGGCAAGAUUCAGAACUCUCCUCCGAAACAGUGCCUGUAACAGAAUUAACAUUUGGGCAAGAUUCAAAGGACAGACAAAGCAGACAAGGAUCACAACUGAUUAAUGCACCAGUCACUAUGCCUGCAGCAGCACCUGAGUCACAUCCAGCUGUGCUCCUUAAUAUCCCUCUUACAAUAGAUCACAAGCUACAACCACAGUGGAGAAGGCGUAAUUGUCAUAGAGGGUAAACAGAGUAUGAAAUGUAUCACUGAAGUAAUUAAAUUAUGUUCUAGUGAAAGAAGAAAACAGUGAAAUGGAGUUUUGUCCUGAAAACAUAAAUAAAUUCUAAGAACAAUUUCUUUAAUAUUCACAUGCAUUUCCUGAAAGAAAGUGCAUUUCUUGGGCAUGGGUCUUUGCAAAACCAAACAAUGGAGUUAAACAAGAAAUGUAGUGACAAAAAAUAUAUUUCCUAAAGAUGGCAAAGUGAUAAAAACAACCAUGUUUUUUCAAACAAUGCAUCAAAACACACAUUUACACGUGCAACCAUUUAUCUGUAAUA
Micropterus salmoides (largemouth bass) is the source of this 8404-nucleotide messenger RNA. RefSeq names its product titin-like. NCBI's taxonomy places the organism in Eukaryota, Metazoa, Chordata, Actinopteri, Centrarchiformes, Centrarchidae. Gene Ontology annotation, molecular function: phosphoric diester hydrolase activity. The record is from RefSeq and is a predicted model, not a curated record. Bases 162 to 8093 code for a protein of 2643 amino acids. The transcript is spliced from 2 exons. Gene Ontology annotation, biological process: lipid metabolic process.